CGCGUCCCCUCGGAGCGGCGGCCGCUGACAGCUCCCCCCGCGCCGCCCAGAAACUCCUGCCUCAACUUUGCGUGUGUGCGCGGGGAGGGGAGGGUGAGGGGGUGUCCUCCCCGCCACCCGCCGGGAACCGUGCUUUUCCUUCCAAAAAAAAAAAGAGGGAGGGGGCAUAACAAGGGGGGGAAAAGCGCCGAGGAAACACCGUCAAAGCAUAGGGAGCACCCAGGGCGACGCUGAAAGCAGCCGCCGAGCGUCCUGGAAGGGAACGGACCCAAAAAGGAGAAGGGGGAAGUCAGCAGGACGAGAGAGACACAUGGAUGAUGAUGAUGAGGAUGAAGAUGAGGAUGGUGAUGGGGAUCCCGAUGCUCCUCCUGCUCCCGCGGCUCCUCUCCUCCUCACCUCCGCCUCCUCCACCUCCGCCUCGCAUCGCUGGCCUCAGCCGCCGCCGACCAGCACAGGUAGCAGGGGGAGCAGCAUGGGGAGAGCGGGAGGAGGAGGAGGGGAGCGGGGGGGGGAGAUGAGGGGGGGGGGGGUGCGAAGAGAAAGCGCAGAGGAAGGAAGGAAGGGUCUCACACACAAUAACCCCCUCCCCGGCUCGGCGGGGUCUGUCGUGGGGCUGGGGGAGGUGAGGAGAGCGAGCGAGCGAGCGAGCGAGAGAGAGACGCGGCUGGUCCCGCCGCUGGGCGCCCCCGCUCAGAGGCCCCGGGCGCUGGCGGCGGCUCCGGCUGCGGCGCUGCCCGGCUGCGGCGGCCGCCGCUUCAUUGUACCCUGGCCCUGCGCCCUCCCCCCGCGCAGAGCCCCCGGGGGCGGAGGAGGAGCGGGCGGCGGCGGCGGAGGCGGCGGGGGCCGAGGCCGAGCGGAGGAAGUUUUGACAGCUCCAGCUGUUGUGUGUGUGUGUCGAGGGGCUGAGUCCGGCCGGGCUCCGCGUCCCCUUCCCAGCCGGGCCGGGAGCAGGAAGUUUAACUUUGGGGGAAAAGAAGGAGGAGGAAGGGUGGAAAAAAAAAAAAAAAAAGGGGGGAGGAGGAAGGAGGGGGAGGAGGAGGAGGAGGCGGCGCCCUGCCCCCCCUCCCCGCGGGGUGGAGAAGGGAUCCCGGCGCUGCCCUGGUGUGUAACCCCCCCGCUCCCUCCCCCCCCAACAGUGCGACACAUAGACACAGCGACCGCCCGCCCUCCUCCUCCUUCUCCUCCUCCUCCUCCUCCUCCCCUGCCGCGGCCCCACACUGCGCCUGCCCCGCCCGUCCCCCGGCGCAGACACCCAUCCGCCGCCACACUGACCUCACGGGCUGGGCCGGGGCCGCGCCGGGCUGCGGGGAAACUGCGGAGCGGCGCCCGGACCGGACGGGACGGGACGCGGCGCCACGGGGCGCUCCGAGCACCCACCCGCGCCGCACCCCCGCGGGGGCUGCCCGGCCGCUCCGGCGCUCCCACACCCUCUCCCCCCGCCCUUUUCUUUUAAUUUAUUUUUUUUUAUUUAUUUAUUUCCCUCGUGGAAAAGGAAAAGCCCCGUCUGGAUGAGAGUCGCCGCUUCGCAGCGGGGAGCCCCCCGCCCCGCCCCGCGCUGCCCAGGACGGCGGCCCCGGGGGCAGCGCUCGAUGCCCGCCCUGGCGGUGCUCGCUCGCUCGCUGCACUCCCGCCCCGAGUCCCGGGGGGACCCCCAGGGAGGCGGCAGGAGCCCGGCGGCUCCCCAGGAGCGCCCCCCCUUCCCCCCGCCGCGCGUCUGCGGCUCCGGGGCGGGGGAGGCGGGAGGAGCCGCGGGCGCCCCGGGGGAUGGGAAGGGAAGGAGGGAGGGAGCAGAGUUCAGCGCUGUGUGCGAGGGAGACAAAGUCUGGGGAGCGUGGCCGCUUUCCAGCAGCUCGGGCUGGAACAGCUGCGGCCGCUCGGGGCGGGGUGAGGGGGGGCCUCCCCGGGCAGGGGCCCGGCUGGCUGCCUGCCCGCCCGGCUGCGGGGCGGGGUUAAGCCUCAUUACACGGGAUUUAACGUGUCCCGGAGGCCAGGAGGGACUCGGGCUCUGAGGGUGGGGGGGAGGGAAGCGCGGCGGCGUCGCAGCCGGAGAAAAGUCCGGCCACGGGGCGAGGAAGCGGCCGCGCCCCCGGACUUUCCUCCCGGGCGCUGCCCCGACUCGCUCCGGCGCCCGCGGCGGGAGCGGCACCGGCGGGGCCGCUGGAGCGGAGCUGGCUCGGGGCCCCCCCGCCCGGCACCGCCCUCAGGGCACCCCCGGAGCCGCCCUCCCCGCCGCGGGGCCCCAGCACGGCCGCCCCUCCCUCUCUGCCUUCUCUCUUUCCCUCCCGGGGCCGGAGCGGCGGGCGCGGAGGGAGCGGUCUCGCUGCGCAGAUGCUGAAUCACGAAACGGGUCGCACGGACAGAAAAGGAACGCGGUGACUCGUGUUCGGGAACUUCGCCGGACUUGCAGACGUGGUGGGGACCUAUAGACCCCCAAGGCUCCGCGUAAACACAGCCCGCACUGAGCGCUACUCCUGUGGCGUUUGGGUUUCUAUGUUUGAAUCCCAGUUACUAAAAUGGCCCGGGGUAGCACAGAGGUACAACGAGGAAGGGAGGUAAGGAGGAGCUGAUGUUAGUCGCUAUUUUUAUUUCUUUUUUUUAAGUAAAAAUAAACACAAAGCACUCCAGACCAUUACAGUGCUCUUCCUUCCCGAGUUUUUCACUUGUCCGCUUCAAAGUACUAAAUAAAAAAGGUAUGCUGUGGCCUUUUGCUUGCCCGUUUUCUUCAGAACCGCUUCAUAACAGAAUGCCUUCAUUGAUUCAUUUUCUAGGUUUGUGAGUAAUUAAAUUAGACUUUUGCAACAUUUUCAUGUAAGGUAUUAGAAAAUAACAUCUCCAUCUAUACACAUACAUAUACAAAUAUAUAAAAUUAUAUAAAGCCAUCCCUUUUACCAUGCAAGAACAACAGCUGGAUUGUUGGUGUGACUUUCUUGGCCCUGUCACUGAAAAUGUACUCCUUUAUGCCAAAUUAAAAUAUAUAUCCUGAGCUAAAUGUUUGUGUUAUGAAGUCUGCAAAUGACAGCAUGGGUAUACUGCUCAUACAGCUUCAAAUAUGUGAUCUUAAUCUGUUUACAUGUUGUCUAAUAGAGGAAAGCGCCUUUGAAUUUUCUUAAGUUUGGAUAAUUUAACUGAAAACACUUAAUACUAUACAGGCCCAGACUUGGGUGGAAUAGAGAGAAAAAAGGCAAGGAGGGAGAGGGAAGGGAAAGGCCACAGCCUCUGCACAGUGGGAUCGCUGGUGUGGCAUUUGCUAGAGUUGCCAGGUUGCCAUCUGGUCUACUGAAAAAAAUGGCCAUCUCCUGGAACACUGGCUGUGUGCAUGCGGAUCCGCUGCACAUGCGCCACGGCCUGGGUGAGUCUAGGAUGUGUCAGAGCCACUCUGCAUGUGCAAAUUGAUUGGAGCUGCGACACGUGAGCACACCGUGGGCUCUGAUCAACUGCUCGGUGUAUGGGGAAUAUUUCACAUCCCACGGCACAAAUACGGCCGGUGAAAUCGCUGGAUUCACUUGCCCGUGCAUGGUUCAUCUGGUCCUCCCAUGGGAACAUUUUUUAACACCUUUAGACCACCUGUAAGGGGUUGAGCUUAGGGUUUUGUCUCUUAUAACAAAAACGGAUGCGUGAUUUUAAUUUUUUCUCCUUUUUUUUUUUUUUAACAUAUUAGCUAUGUGUAUGUGUAGCUAACACAAUAUAAAAUCGGCUGGCUUUGGUGGAGCGUGGUCUAGCACAAGGACUUGUGUCUGUGAGUUUUACUGCUGUUCCUUAUCUCUACGUGUCCAAACACAGCUGGGCAGGUCUGUGCUGUGAACUGCUGCAGCCACUGCUGUGGCAAUCAAAGGUGUGAAGAACCAUGUGGGACUGAGAGAGGCUCGUGAACAGGAACCUGGAGAUGGAAUUAUAGGAGACUGUAUUUGCAAGCAUUAUCUAUCACUCAGAGAAGGCAGAGGGACAUAAAUCCAGUGUGGGAGUGCUUUGUUGAUUCAGGGUAUUUGAACAGUUCUCUCAGGAAAAUUUUUAUGUUUAUACCUUGGCCACAGUAACCACCUAUUAUAAAUUAUCACUGUCUGGAAAACACACAUUUUUACAGCAAAUAUGUAAUAUUGAAUGAACAGGUUCUCUGCUUUACUGAAUGUUAAGAGAUCCUCCAGUCCACUGUAAACUAACUCAGGUGAGCUGACACACUUGGUUUGUUUUUUUUUUUUUAACUUUCUAGGACAGGCAGCUCUGAAACUUUCAACUAGAAUUUUACAUUCUAUCCUUUCUUAAAAUAAACAUUUCUGUGGCUUUGGAGUUGUUUCUGAAAUACAAGACCUUUGCAGUGCUGAUUAAACAAGGCGUGCUAAUGGUUUUAACUUCAAAACAGCUUAAAUUGUCCCAGUGUGCUUAAUGUUCAUAAUAGAACAAGCUGAAGAUGGGAUGUUGUCUUAAAUCAGCUAGUUAAGAAAAAUGAUCCUGUUGUAGAAAUAAUUAAAGGAAAAUGACAACCAUUUUGCCUUUAUACAACUAAAGUGGUGUAUGUAACAGCAAUAAUGAGAGAAGUAUUUUUGAUUCUAUCAGGAGUGGCAUCCAGGUACUUUCUUUUUUAUAACAUUAGUUCAGUAUUCUGCCCGUUUUAGGAUUGUUCAUCACUCUACAUAAAGCAAAUAAAAAGUUUAAUUUUUGUUUUCUUCGUACAUGUGUUCCCAUUGCAGAAAAGUCCAAAUUAUCACAAAGGCUUCAUUUAAGCUACAUCAGUGACAUGCUAACAUUUUAGAUGUUCAGUAUACUGAACCACUUCGUCUUAACCUGUGCUAAAUUGAUAAUUGGCUGUGUUGAACAUCGCUUACCUCUAUGUGCUGCUCUGAAAACCGGGGAGAGCUUGGUACCAGUCCCAUAUCCCAUAUGGCCAUCCUUGUAGCAAACUUCAGGAUAAAGGUGCAGUGGGCAGUCGAGUGCAGUAACCACAGCAGCUGCCCAUGAUAUUUUUUUUACAUCUGCAUUCCUAUUCACCCAAGUAGUUCACAAAUAGCCAAAUUACCGUUUUCUAGAAUUAAAUAAAUAGGCCCAAGAUAAUCUAAAAGAGUUGUAGACAAAGCCUAAGUCAAGUGAUAAAAUCGGGAUUACAUCAUACAAAUACGUGACUCCUAGUGAAUUUGUACUAAACUUGGCUGGACUACAAAAAAUGUUAGCAUAUGUUAAUUGUCAUAUGCUAACAAAUGCGUUGUAGAAACCUAGUUUUAAACUUGAAAUGUUUGUUUCUUCUUUUCAUCAGUUUUGCUCUACUUGUCAUCUCGUAGACCUGCCUUACUUUAGGAAACAGCACAGCCUGGAUAGUGGGUAUGACCUAUACACCCUUGAGCGAUGGUGACUUUCCCAGCAGUUUGGUGGGAUCCUUUUUGCUGCACAUGGUGGGGAGUAAGCCUCGCUUCUCAUCCCGAGCAGCAUUCCCAGACAGCUGGAGAACUCCAGUUAUCAGGUGCUCUGGAGCAGUGGACAGGUACUGUGGAGGUCCAGUCUGCCUGGAAUCCAUCUAACUGCUUUCUUUGGAGGCAGCUCACAGUCUGUGAGGAAAAAACAUUCCAUUCCAGUUCAUGUUUUCUCACCUGCUCCCUACCGUGAAAUCCCCUCACUUCUGUUCUACAGCAGCUGCUCCCCACACAAACUGACCCACAGUUUGUAUGAACAUGGGCUUGCACAGCCCAGGCUCCCCAUCCCCUGCCUGCUCCCACCUGAUUAGUUCAGUGGGUGCUAAAGGCAGCGUAUCCCACGCAUCCCAUGCAGUGAUGGAUGUGCCACCUCACACCUUUACACCUCAGUCUCACCAAAGCCUAAGGCCUUUUCAUCCUAUUAAGCUUCUUUGACUGGGCUAAUGCGACUAAGAAACACACCUUUUUUAUCCAUUAAGAUGAGGCCAAAAAUGUUAAGUGCUCAAGAUGCAAGCCCCCAGGGCUUCUCUAUAUAUCGAGUUAUUACACGUGGAGGCUUUUAUCUUCGUAAGAAAAUGUUCUUUUUGUGCAAGCCAAAGUGUGAAUUUAAAACUAGUGGUUAUAGUAUAAGCCUCAUGCAGACUCAUUCAUUCUGGCAUCUUCUGGCUUUUUUCUGCUCAGAUAAAGUCUAACUUCUUUAAUUGAUGUAAGUGAAAUUAAAAAAAAAAAAAAAAAAGGUACUUAGACUGAGUUUGUCCACAAGAGGAAUUAUGCUUGCCUGCCUCUGGUAGUGUUAUUAAUAAUACCUCCCAGUGUGGAGCAGCUUUGUCUAUUAGGAAUGUUAAUUUUGCACAUGUUUGCGCUUAGUAGGACCAUCACUUAUUUACAUCUGAAUCAUCCUAUUUUGACAAGUGGUAGCUGAUGCACUCUACUGAAAUCCACUAAGUUAUUCCAAACCCAGGCCAUGAUUCUGGGGUUGCUAAAUUAGGCAGAGAAGUAACUAGAUGCAUAAAUAAGUUCACUGAAGACAACUACCUCCUGAAUAAGGUUUGUUCUGUGUUUAAAAAUUUGCAGAGAUGCUUAAAUUCUUCCUAAACUAGCAAUUUAUUUAUUUUGUUCUUAGAAGGAACAGUGAACUGUGCUGUGUUACGUUGUAUCAUUUUAGCAUCCCUGUGAAGUCACAUAAAGUAUCCACAAGUUACCUUGGGAACUUCGGUUCCAUUCUUUUUGAAUUCCUGUCUGGUUUAUACAUUUAUGAAACUGUAAUUUUAUAAACUUUAAUAUUCUGAGUUUUAAUUUUGACACCUAUGUGGUGGUGGGCAGCAGAGAAAUAAUCUUUCAUGACAUAUUAUUUGUUGCAUGGGUUUUUUUAAUCCUAAAAGGUAGAAUUUUAUUAGUUUGAGUAAAAAUCAAUUUAGUACCUGAAACCAGUACAUGCUAAAUACUGGAAGAUAGAUGGAAAAAACCCAGAGCCAGUAGCAAGCACCCAGGGCAGUAGCUGGCCCCUUUGUGUGCCCCUUGGGAAAGACAAUAGAUUGCUGUGAAGUUGGGACUUUAUCACGCAGAAAGUCAAAUAAAUGUCUGAACAGUGUUUGCUGUUUGCAGGAGUGGUGCAUUACCCUCAGAUUACUUAGUAGAAAUAAUACAAAUCUGGCCGUGAAGCAGGGGAAAAGAUUUGUUUGUGUGCAAUCCUACAUUUUGUUUUAGUAGGACUGUGUUUUUAUUCUGCGGUUUGCACAGCACCUUGAGCACAGGGGUCCUGGUUCCUUGUCUGAGAUCUUGGAUGCUGUGAUAAUAGAAACUUAAAUACCAUUAGUAGAAAUAAGCUUGUCAUAUGUUGCCAGUUUUGCAAGGAAAUAAUCUGUCUCAGACAGGAUGGCCUCACUUUUAGUGGAGCUGUUACAAUGUGGGAGGGGCAGGUGCCUUGGGUUGUAGGGAGGUAAACACCUGGACACAGGUGCCCAAUCCUGUUUACAGCUGUUUACUUCAAUAACAUGACGUGUCUGAGGAAGAAGGGCAGCAUUUGGCCUUUGGUUUUUGAAGUGGAUUGCAGACAGUUAAUGGGAACGUGUCACAUACAUGAGUUCCAGACAGAAUUCAGUCCUUCACUUCUUUAAUAACCAAUUUUUUAAACCAAUUAGCUACAUACCCAUAUGGAAACAAUAGUAGAGCCUUCACAGCCAAGACUAUACAGAGAUUCUAAAUUACAUAUAUAAUAAAGGCUGUGCAUGUGUUUUCUGGCUGAGAACCAUGUUAUAUUUCAGCCUCAAGCAAAAAUUUUCUCCAAGCUGUAACCCCUCGACAAAAACACACUUUUUAAUGAAAGCCCUGACACCACCUUAAUUACAGUGCAGCAAAUAUUACCAUCAUAAUCCCAUUUCAUCCUUAGGCAAGGAGAGCAUCCCUGGGGACCUGGCUGCCAGUGACCAGUUUUGCAGAAACAACCUUUUCCCCAGUGCAUUUUUUAAUUUAACCUGUGCUGUGCUGCUCGAGGGGGAAGAUGCAUGGGGAGCUGCUCGUGCUCAUCUCCCCAAGCUCCUUGCAGCCCUCCUGGCACUCCCUGCAGCCCUGAGCCUGGAGGAUCAAGUGGCACCCAGGGAUGCCCAGCCUGUAGCCAGCUCUUUGUCUUCCCUACAGCCUCUCUGCCUGCCUCCCAUGGGAGAGCAGGAGCCAAAAGUUCAGGUUCAGAACCUUUGUACCACACAAGAGUCCAGUUCUAGUUCCAAGCUGCUGGAAGAGCCACUCAGACUUUUUUUUUUUUUGCUGGCUGCCACACUGGAGAAAAAUCCUUGUUUUGGAUCCAGGAAUGCAGGGGGAAGGCUCUCCCAAUGCCAGUCCUAAUCCAGGUGGGUGAGAACAGAGCUGUUGGAAAAGCAGGGCUGUGCUGUGCCCAGCAGAGUUGUGUUCAUUUGAAGCAGCCUUGCAGUGUCUCCAGGCUUUCACAGUGUUUGGGUGGGUAAGUAAAAUGUGAUUAGUUUCUCAUUACCAAAUUGAUUCAGUGCAUAGAUUUUGUGUGGGGACUGCAAUACUGAUGGGACAAAUUGGCAAGGCUGUGUGAAUCUGGGUUCUUUCCUUACCAGAAAUAUGGGGAGAUAUAUAUACACAUAUAUACACAGGGGUAUACUUGUGGUGCUUACGCUUUUUUCUCCUGCCUUCUUAAAUCAAAGUAAUAAAUCUGUAUAAUCAAAGGAGCUAGAAUAAUCAAUCUCUCCAAAUUGAUCUGAAAAUCCUAAUUAAGGGCUAGAGAGAAAUUAAACAUGAGGUUUCUUUUCCUCUCUACAACAUUAUCAAUUACAGUACAGUUUUCUAUUAUGGAACUUCUACAAUUCUUAUGUACAGAGUAAAAUCAUGCAGCUGAGAUACUUUCUCUAAAAACAAGCAAAAGCCCUAUAUCUGCUGGGAGGACAUUUCUGUUAUCCUGUUCCCUUCUAUUUAGGUUCUCAUAUGGUGUUAAUCACCAUGGUAUCUUACAGCUUUGUGAAAAUAUAGUGCACCAUAUGUGAUAAAUCACUAAUAUUAAGAAUGAAGAUGCUGGAUAAAAAUAUUUUUCCCAAAUCUAAAGCAGAAGACUUGCAAUAACGGACAAACCCAGACAAGCAGCCUGAGUAAAAGGAGCCGUGUGUAUGAAUACAAGGGAUGGGGUCAGAAUCAUUCCUUAGGUGGUAAUAUUGCAUCCAGUCAUUCUUUGUGAGUGUGAAUGGCACACUCACUCCUUUCUUCCCAUGCUUCAGCUCACUAAAGCACAGGGACUGGACUAUGUUCAAGCCAUCUCCUGUUCCCUCCUUUUCACUGCAGAUGAGUGCUCACCUUGCAGUAUUCAAGGGCAUCAGUCAAAAGAAGAUAAUUUGCCAAUAAAUGCAAAGUAAACUUGUGCUUUUGUUGUUAAUUAGGUGCACACAUAACUACAGUCCAAACAUAAAACAAAAUGUGGGACUGUACUUCCACUGGAAAGAAUGCGCUGAAGUGGUCAUAAGUUAUCCCCCCAAUUGGUAAUCUCAGUUACAUAUUUUCUCAUGGUUUUUCACUUCCCGCUUAGUUUCAGCCAGAUCUGUUUUCUAUUUAUACUGUAAGUGUCAACACAUAAAUAAUUUUCUCUGUUGUAUCCCUCACUAUUGCAUUCUUUUUCUUGAUGGAAUAGCAGAAGUAAUUAUAUUUAUAAAUGGAAUGCCUGUUUUGCCUAAGUAUCACAUAUAAUUCCCUUCUGUAAGAGGGAUUUUUAUAAUUCCUCUAAAAAUGUCUUGGCAAGGAUCGACCCACCAGUUGGUAGUGUGGAUCCAGCCUUUAGGGACAGAACUCAGAAUUCUGAUCCCUUUGGCCAACAGGCAGGAGGGCACCACAUUAAAAAUGCUCUAGUUUGUUUGAGAGAAUGAUGCUGAUGUUAAAUAUGUGCAAUUAUUAAGCAUGCCAGAAAGCAAAUUCUCUGAGAGUUGCUUCCCACCUGUGGAUUUUGCUAUUCAGCACAGAAUUAUGUAGGCAACUGAAGAAUUCUUCAUUGUGGAUGGCUGUGGGAAGAUAUUAAUCCUGUUCUUCAAGUAAGAUACACUCACUGAUCUACUAGACCUGCUCCACCUCUACUGUGUCAUAUUGUGAAAGGAAAUCAAAGGAAUUCCAAGUGAAAGGACAAGUAAUCUCAAGUCCUUCUUAUCCCCUUUCUACCUGCUUUUUCAGCUGCUUUUUGCAGACAAGUUCAGCUGUCCCUUGUUCAAUGGGAGUAGAGCAGAGGGAGAUCUGUUGUGAGCUCUGCAUUAAGAGAAGUCCAGUCUUACAUCUCUGGGUGCUCCUUGAGAAAACCUCAAUCAAACCCAUUAUAUAGGGAUGGUGGAUCCCAGCCACAGGCAGUUCACAGCUCACUCACUGGAUGAAACAGCAACAGGCCUCCUGGAGCUGAUCUACAGUACAGGAGGAGAAAAACAUUAUUUUCUUACUGGGUUCUGCUGUCUGUUUGUGCAUGGGUGUUCUUUUAUUACAGUUUCUCUAAUAUUUGCUUUGAUUAAAGGUGCCUACACCUACAAAGCAGUGAGGCAUUCUGUUCCUACAGAUGUGGCAAGCUUGAGGAAGGUUGUAUUGGAGCAUUCAAAAUUCAUGUCCUGUGUGGUUUAGGAGCUGAAAAUGUAUCUGUGUGUGAGAGAUGUGGGUGAUAUAAGGCGGGUCCUUGGCCUUGGUGUAAAAAAAUUCCUAAAUCUCUGGAGUCUAACAGGGUUUGAAGCAUGACCCUGCAGACUGGUCAGCAUUUCCAUGGUACCCAUUCCUCAGCUGCUGGAGCUUCCAUUGCCCAGUUUUCACUGUAGUAUGAUCAGCAGAACCAAACACUCACCGCUCCUGAAACUAUCAGCUCUCAGUGUUGUAUCUUUAACAUAAAUCAGCUUAAACUAACAGGGGACUUUAAUCGCCGCAUCAGUGACUUGGCAACCAGCACACAUUUGUGUCUGCCAUCCCUGCCCUAGAGAGGCAGGGAUGUCACAUCCUCAGCCACUGCAGUGACAUCCAGGAGGGCAGUGAGCACGGGUCCCACGAGAGCCUGUGCUGCCGUGGCCUAGUUUAUGCAGAUGCUUUGAACAAGCUGGAUCCUGCUCCUCCAACAGUGUCAUUCCAUCAGUGUCAGCUACAGAAUCCAUCAAACCCGGGAUGCUCCUGGGUGGUUAGCCCGGCCCGCUGUGGCUCUAUUCCUGUCCUCUUGCUAAGUCUGACUUAGCUCCUUUACAGCUCUGCCUCCAUCAGCUGCAGCCUCUGAAGCACAGAGAGACCCAAAUCCAUUUCCCACUUCCCUGUACAUUUAAUCAGAGGCCUCUAAGAAGUUUCAGACUGCAGUCUUUCCUUUUCCCUGUGUACCCCCACUAAGGGUUCCUGUUUAUUUAAGGUUUAACUUUAUGACCAGUUUUCCUUUCUCUCAGUAUUCACAGUACAAAUUUCGUGUGUUCCCUCAGCUUUUGCAUUCAGCUGGUUUGGCUGAUUUAACGUCGCUGAUUUACUGGUAUAACUUAGCUUGUCUGAAAGUAAGGAAGAUUGAUGUUGGCUGAAAUAAAAUUCUGAGAUGCUUAUGGAGUUUUAUUGCCCUAGAUUUCUGGAUUGCUAUUUAUUCAAAAAAGUAGGCAGAACUCUGACUUUAGAUUUGCAGGAAUGCCUCCAUUAUGUCAGUGUUGCUAAUCCUUUGAGUCAAGUCAUUGUGGUUAGCCAAUCUUGUUUUUUGUCUCUGUGGUAAGAUUUUACAUCCAGAAGGCUAACCUCAAUGCUCCCCCACGAAAGCAGGCAGAGAUGACAAAGCGUUUCCUUCUUUGACCUCUGAAGUUGAGUUUUGCAGAAAGAUGGAAUCCGUCAAAUCAGACCAAACAUCACAUCACCCUGUAUGAGAACCAAAGGGUCAAAUCCUGUCACUGUAGCAAUAUGUGGAAUAAAAAUGGGCUGAAAUGUAUUUCAUAAAACUAAUUUCUCUUCUAAAAUAGUUUUUCUUCUAAAUUCAGAACUGUGAAAUUCUCUUAUGCUUGUGAGUUAUAUAUACAUGGUUAUGUAUCAUGUCAGAGAAAACUUGAGGUUAUCUGGAUUUCCGAACUGUGCAUUUCAGUCCUGAUUGUCUUGACUUUCCUGGGUUUGUAAUGUUUUGGGGGGGAUAAUUGUAGUAUUCUGAUUUCUUUACAUAACUCCAGUUUAACAUCAUUUCUUUGGGGAAAAUAUGUUGUUCAAUAGACACUUCUGAUAAGAGGAGGGGAGGAGGAAGCUUUAAGGGAGAUCUUCCCCUGUUUUGACUUUUGCCUUUCUCUCCUUUCCUAGUGCUGAUAUUAGUCCAGAGUUACAGCUUUGUGUGAGCAGUGCUGAUAUUGGGGCUUAAAGUGUGGACAAAAGGUGCCUGGUAGAGGGCCUGGACAGCCCUGCUGCCCUCUCACCAAGGAUGGAUCCCAGGCCUAGGGAUGCAGGGUGAGAAGCACGUCUGUUCCUGCCGGGACUGCGCUGGGAUGAAUCCCUUCUGCUGUGACAAGGGCCACGUUGCAGACCCUCAGCACCUCCUCUGGGUCCACACAGGGGCUGUGUCUCUCCUUUCACUUAGCAACAUAAUCAUCCAUGAACUAAAGAACUCUAUCCCACCCAGAUGGGACUGGAGCUGGUUCUAUGAGUGGAAGAUGUUUAAUAUCAGCAUUACAUCAUAUAAAAAACUUUGGCUUGUCACCAUGAGAUUCACUUGUGCACUCUCUGCUUGGACCACUGGUGCUGUGCAAAGCAGCUGAGGCGAACUGGCCAUUUGGGCCAGGCUUAACUGCUACUUUAAAUCCUAGGAUUAUCACAAGAGAGCAGGAGUAUUCGCUGUGCUGGAGCUGCCUCCUAACUGGGCACUCUGCUGCCCUGGCAUUUUUCAGACCAGUGACAGGUCAGAGCAGUGACAGCAGGUGGAUGACCAAGAAACCUGCCACUGACAACCCUUUGCAUGCAGUUGAAAGGACUGGUGACUAAACAAUUCCCUCUAACUGGAGCUUUUCAAACCAUAAAAACAGUUUGGAAACUACCUCUAACAGUGGAGGGACAGCUGACCACUUUGUCAUCGCUGCCACUUUGGCAUCACUUAAGACUGACCUGAAUUCUUGAUCUGGCCAGUCUGUUGAUCUAUAAUCAUAGCAAUCCGUUAAUUACUUGGUUUAAUUAUUAUAAUGAAAGGUUUAGCUAUACCUAGCUUUGUGAGUUUCCAUGUUAUUUUUCACUGAGGUAAUUUUCAGGCAUAAAAGAUCCAGCAAGCAAUGCCUUAACCCAUUCCACAAAGAAUGUGGAGCUUUACUGGUAAAUUCUCAAUACAGUAUUGUCUGCUCAGGCAGUAAAUAUCACAGCUGUGAGAAACAUGCUGUAUUCUUCACACACACACACAACAGGGGACUGGAAUUCCUCUCAGUGCUGUUUGAGCCAUGCACUCAUGACCUGUACUUCCAUAAUACCUCUUUGCUGUGAUAUUAGCACCAGGUGUACCAUCAGUACACCCACCUUUUCAUGUAAUCUCUGAUAGAAAGAUGCAGUUAGCAAAUGGCAUCAGGUAUUAAUGCAGAAGUGACCUUUUAAUGUCAUGCACAGAUACACUAAGAAAGAACUGCCACUGAAAACUUCUGAUUAAAGAUAAAAGUAGACAGCCUGUAAAAACACUAAGAUAAAAAGUAAAUCCAUUUGCCCUGAGUUUCCCCUGCUAUCCCACCUCCUACUAUAAAUUGAUGUUGUCAGCACUCAUGAUUUUAUCACAAGUCUUGUGAUGUUUGAUGUUUCACUUACACUCCAGCUACUACAGUUGUGUAAUGAGGUUAGAAACUCAGCUUUCCCUUUCCUUUAAUUUAAAGUAAGCUUCUAGUCCUAAUGGUUAGAGUAUAAAGCUUGCAAGUGUGACCCAGGUGCACCCUAACAGCUCAAAAACCAGAAAGCACAGUAAAAGAGCUCCACAUUUAUCAUCCUACAGUCAGGCUUAUGAUUUCGAGGGUCAAACUGUAGUUCUUGAACAUUUGGAGCUGGAAAUAGCGACUUGGGGAAAAAAGCGCUUGAACAAAGUGCCGCACCACGUUGCAUUUUCCAGGGAAGCAUGUCAGUCAUUAUACCUCAGUGAUAAUUCCCUUUUCAGACAUGCACAUUUUCCUAUUGGCUUUGUUAUGCAGCAUCUCAGGGUUCCCCCCCAGCCUGACAGGGCUGGAGGGUGUGCAGUGCUCCUUAGUCCCCACAGACUGGCACGUCUGUGCUUAAAAACCUGUAAAACCAGGAAUGUCCUGACUUCCAGUCUUGGGAGUUGAUCUGCCUUUUGUGAAGCUCCAUCAAGAAACAAGGAAUCCCCCACCCCUGCCAAUGCAGCAACAAAGGGGCAAACAACAACAACAACAACAAAAAUGCAAAUAUGGAAAUACAGUAACAUUGAAAAUGGCUGGUUUGACUUAAGGAGCCCACAAUGUGCCAAGUUUUGAUGUACAAACCAAAAAUACUCAGCUGUUGGUUUUGGAAAAAACAAGCUCCCAAUAGCAAUAACUCAGAUUUGAAGGAGGCACGAUAUUUAAAUGGAGUUCCAAAUUAUCAAAGACAGUAUAACAGUAUAUAUAAUUCAUACUGAAAGUACAAAUUAUGCCUAGAACUGAAGGAGUAUCCAAAGCAGUGAAUGGAGUCUGAGUGUUGUAUGGGCACAUCGGUCAAAACUUCUCUGCAGUCACAGACUGGUGGUCCCAAAGGUCCCUCUGUGUUGCCCUAAAUUAUUGUGUAAUAAUUCUGGGGGUGACAAAAUUACAAAUAACUGUGACAAAAACUAACUCCAAAUUAAGAAAAAGGUAGAAGACUCUGAGACUCAAUUUCUGCAUGACUAAACAGAACAUUGAGGGAGGUUUUAUGUUUCACAAAUUUAAAAGUGUGACAAAAAUUGGAUAAUAUUUUCAAAGAACUAAAGAAGCUCAACUGAUCCUGCACUGCCUCUACACUGCCCCUGUUAUUAAUUUUGCCCUUGAAUUCAGCAAUAAUUUCCAUGUGCUAAUUUUCAUGAGACUGACACUUUGCUUCUAAACUGCUUCCCCUGUAGAAAGCUGAAGAAACCAUUAUUGACUCUUGAUCCCUUGGCUGAGCAGAUUUCUGUGCAUCACAAGCCACAUUAUUUAAAGCUGUGGACUUAUAUUUUUUAUCUCUAAGUUAAAGGUGCUGUGAAAAAUCUGUGUCUUGCAAGAGAUACAUUCUUCAGCCUAAGGAACUUCUAAAUAACUUGGAAACAGAUAUGCAAAAACAUUGGAAGGGUCUGCUUUUUUUAUGUUAGUUUCUGUAAAGAGGAACUUUGUUUUUAAUCUUCUCCAGCUUCUUUCUAGCUCUAUUAUCUCUAAUUACUUUCAAAUAUACUCAAAUCAUCCUCCCUAUAUUGAAAUGAGCUGUCUCUUACUCUCACCUAUGCAGGUCUCUGGUGCUGUGAUAACGUCAGGUGUAUUUUUAAAAUCUAAAAUGAGUAAGGUUUAAAAGAUUUUCCCACCUGUAUUGUCCCUGCUUCCAUGGCAGUCUGUGACAGGACUCCUGUUGGUCUGGCAGGACAAUUUAAUGCUGGUUGUUGUUUUUUAAAUAACGGAAAGUGUAUAAAUUCCUUGUGGCACAGCUCUGUGUAGAUAAAGGUGUAUUCAAGCCAUCAAUUUUACUUUGAAACAUAUGAAUUAAAAUUCUAUAACUGCUC
Messenger RNA from Pipra filicauda (Wire-tailed manakin), 15540 nucleotides. Its product is annotated as collagen alpha-1(I) chain-like. The transcript is spliced from 2 exons. Gene Ontology annotation, biological process: actin filament polymerization. The record is from RefSeq and is a predicted model, not a curated record. Gene Ontology annotation, cellular component: cytoplasm; actin filament. Gene Ontology annotation, molecular function: microtubule binding; actin binding. Lineage: Eukaryota; Metazoa; Chordata; Aves; Passeriformes; Pipridae. The coding region runs from base 311 to 1453 and encodes 380 amino acids.